This is a messenger RNA of Stomoxys calcitrans (stable fly), 3054 nucleotides long. RefSeq lists its product as uncharacterized. Bases 1 to 3054 code for a protein of 1017 amino acids. Lineage: Eukaryota; Metazoa; Arthropoda; Insecta; Diptera; Muscidae. The transcript has 2 exons. The record is from RefSeq and is a predicted model, not a curated record. Gene Ontology annotation, molecular function: nucleic acid binding.
AUGAGAGCUCAAUUCAUAAAACAAACCAGCAGCGAUUUUAAAAAUCGGUUGGCUAAAUAUGAAUAUUCAACCAUUAAAGAAACUCUGAAUAUUAACAAUUUUCUCUCCGGAGGUAUAGAUUGCAUAGAGAAUCUUAUUAUGGAAAGUUUAGCGGAGCAUAUUUGCGUGAAAUUUAAUUUUCAAUUACAAGCACAAUAUACCAAACUUUGCAGUGAUGAAUGGAAAAAAACAAUUAUGCAUCACACCUCCAAAAUGUCGCAAAUAACAAGAAGCGACUCUAUUGAAAAUGUGGUUAGCUGCCAUGUAGAGGAAAUUAAAACUAAAAUGUCAGAGUUUCAGGAAAGAGAUUCUGGAUGGGCUUUAGUCAACAUUGAAAAACUCUACAUUAACAUAAAUAAAUGUACAGUUUUAAGAGGCUCCCAACAUAUAAAAACACCGAAAAAAUUAGCAGAUAGACGCGCUUGCUGCAAUAUUCUUAAUGACGAUGAAUAUUGCUUUAAGUGGUGUAUGGUAGCAGCCUUAACAACACCAAAGCCAAGAAACCCAACAAGAACAUCCUCGUACCCUGUGGAUAUCAAACAGAAGAUAAUAACUUUGACAAACGGUGUAAGUCUCAACUUCAAUGGAUUGAAUUUUCCCAUGGCCCUUAGAGACAUAAUCAUAUUCGAAAAAAACAACCCAAAUAUAAGUGUAAAUGUUUUGGGAUAUGAAGUCAAAACAGAUCAUGUUGUUGGGCCGUACUACAUUACCCAAAUGGAAAAGGAGACCCACGUGAACUUGUUGUUGCUGGAAAAUAAUGAGAGAGAGCAUUAUGUGUUAGUAAGAGACACGUCAAGACUUUUACAUAGGCAGGUUACAUCAAACGCAAAUAAAUUGUACUUCUGCAACCAGUGUUUCCAGCACACCAGGAACCCCAACAUGAUGGAUCAUCAUAAGCGAGAAUGUGGAAGAGUUGUAACAUAUCUCCCUGAGGAAGCCAAUAAGUUCAUGGAGUUUUCCAACUCUAAAAAGACAAUGGACGUUCCAUUUUCAAUUUACGCAGAUUUUGAAUGCGUACUUGAAAAUGUUAACGACAGUAAUAGUAAAUCCCUAAGUAAGCACAUUCCAUGUGCUUUUAGUUAUAAUAUUAAAUGUAGUUUUGAUGAUAGGUUAGACAAAUUUAAUAUUUAUACGGGAGAAGAUGCUGCCGAGGUUUUUGUUAAAAGCAUCGAUCAGGAGUGUAGGUUUAUUUACGAAAAUUAUUUAAGUCUAAAUACCCCUAUGGCAUCAUUAUCACCCUCUGAGGAGUUCAAUUUUCAAGUAGCUCAAAACUGCCAUGUAUGUGAGAAAUUAUUAGGUAGUGAUAGGGUUCGUGAUCACUGUCACAUCACUGGAAAAUACAGAGGACCUGCCCAUAAUAAAUGUAAUUUAGAGCACACUGUACCAACAUUUAUACCCAUUUUCUUUCACAACUUUUCGGCUUAUGAUUGUCACUUAUUUGUGAAAGACCUCCUUAAAAAUAUUCCUGGUAAUACAACAGUACUGCCAGAAAAUAAGGAGCGAUACAUUGCCCUAUCCCAUAAAGUAUAUUUAGGUGGCGGAAAAAUUUUAGAGUAUAGAUUUUUAGACUCCCUCAGGUUUAUGGCGGCAAGUUUAGAUUCUCUAGCAAACAAUCUGGCGGGAGAUACUAUGAAGUCAGUUAGGUCACAUUUUCCAAGCGAUAGGGAAUUUAAUUUAAUGAGGAAAAAGGGCGUAUUUUGCUACGAAUACCUGACUUCGUUUGAUAAACUAGCCGAAACACGACUUCCUCCCAUUGAGGCUUUCUUUAGCAAAUUGUAUAACAAAAAAUGUAGCAGCGAAGAUUAUACGCAUGCCAAAGAAGUAUGGCAUACAUUUAAUUGUGGUACUUUACAGGACUAUAUGGAAUUGUAUUUAAAAACAGAUGUUCUACUACUUACUGAUGUUUUUGAAAAUUUCCGACGUUUGUGUAAAAAAGUCCACAAAUUAGAUCCAUGCCAAUACUAUACAGCACCAGGUCUAUCUUUUGAUGCUAUGCUUCGGAACACUAACAUAAGCUUAGAGCUGUUUACCGAUUUAGAUAUGUACAAUUUUAUUAAGAAUGCUAUUCGAGGAGGAAUAACUCAGUGUUCUAGAAGACAUACGAAAGCAAAUAAUAGGUACCUAAGCGAUUUCAAUCCAUUACUUCUUUCUACCUUCCUUAUGUAUUUUGAUGUCAACAAUCUAUAUGGGGCCGCUAUGAUGCGUUUUCUCCCAUGUGGCGACUUUAAAUGGCUUAAGGAAAAUGAAAUUAUUAGUGAUGUACAAAGAAUUCUGGACUUUGUUGAUGACUCCCCCAUAGGUUACAUUUAUGAAGUUGAUUUGGAUUAUCCAGAUCACUUACAUGAUCAUCAUAAUGAUCUACCUUUUGCUGCGGAAAAUAAAAAAAUCGGUGGAGCUAAAUACAAAAAGCUGGUUGCCGAUCUUACACCAAAGCGAAAUUAUACCACUCAUUAUUUGGUAUUGAAGCAAUGCCUUGAGAAUGGUUUAAUUUUAAAAAAGGUCCACCGAGUUUUAGAAUUUAGACAAGAACCGUGGCUUGCUCCAUUUGUUAACACUAACACAGAUGAGAGGAAAAAAGCAACGAAUCCGUUUGGAAAAGAUUUUUUCAAGCUACUGAAUAAUUCGGUAUACGGCAAAACGAUGGAAAACGUCGAUAAUAGAAAAGACGUAAAACUUGUAACCGAAUGGGAGUAUUCAAAUAAGAAAAAAAUUGGUUUGGAAAGACUUAUAUCCAAACCAAACUUUAAUAGUUUGUCUCAAUUUUCAAAUGAAUUUUGGGCUGUUCAAAUGGACCGCACUAAAGUAAUCUAUGAUAAGCCAAUAUACGUUGGAUUUUGUAUAUUAGAAAUAGCAAAAUUAAUCAUGUAUGAUUUUCACUAUAAUUACAUGAAAAAGAAAUUUGGUGAAAGGUGUCAGUUAAAUUAUAUGGAUACUGAUUCCUUUAUUUACACUAUUUCUUCCGAGGAUUUCUAUGCAGAAAUAAAAGACGAUGUAGAGAAAUAUUUCGAUACUUAA